Messenger RNA from Suillus clintonianus, 740 nucleotides. RefSeq lists its product as uncharacterized. The coding region runs from base 378 to 680 and encodes 100 amino acids. The record is from RefSeq and is a predicted model, not a curated record. The transcript is spliced from 2 exons. NCBI's taxonomy places the organism in Eukaryota, Fungi, Basidiomycota, Agaricomycetes, Boletales, Suillaceae.
AGUAACUUCAACACAAACGCUCUCUAUGACAGAAACAACUAUAUCUUCCUUCUAUUUGAUCUGCCUACUGCAGGAGAUAAUACAUACUGGUAGUUUCAUGGUGAUAUCUACCCGCAGUGGAUAUCGCAUUACUAGCAUUGUUCCGCAAAACCACCUCGAAAGUGCGGUUGCAUAUUCCACCGGUUGUCUCCACGGGUCAGCCAGCUGCCCACCAACGUAACUCAUAUCUUGUAUGCCAGGCCCUCGGACCUCUCGGGUGCUGCACGAAUUUGAUGAUUUAUCUCCCGGUUUAAGCUUCGAGCUGUGAGUGACACUUUAUCUCUACAAUCUGUCGCUCGCCGUCCUUCUAUCGGCAUUCUUGUCCCCGCGACAACACGAUGUACAUGCUAGAGGCUAGUUCACCCGACUAUGAUCGGGCUUCAAAACUCAAGUAUUAUCCCAGUGUUCCUGUCCACACCUCAAUUGGCCUAUGCCUAUUGAUAGGAGUGACGCGGAAGACAUCGUCUAAUAGCAGUGUCUAUGGUUUCAUCUCUUCCUCAUCACCUCCAGGAUAUCAAGCUUGGACCAGAACGACUUUUACGACGAGGAAGAAUCAAAAGGUAUUGCAAUGUUGUGGAUGGCUAUUAAUGUUCACGGUAGUGUACGUAUCAGCCUCUUUCUCGUUGAUUUCAUCUGAGUGAAAUUUCACCUUAGCACCAUCGGAAAUGGAAAUCCAUCGCGGGCCAGAGCAACCUUUGACC